Molecule: messenger RNA, 2216 nt
Organism: Alosa sapidissima (American shad)
Lineage: Eukaryota; Metazoa; Chordata; Actinopteri; Clupeiformes; Clupeidae
Product: protein only RNase P catalytic subunit
Exons: 7
Coding region: 410-2143 (577 amino acids)
Biological process (GO): tRNA 5'-leader removal; mitochondrial tRNA 5'-end processing
Cellular component (GO): mitochondrial ribonuclease P complex; mitochondrion
Molecular function (GO): protein binding; ribonuclease P activity
Source: RefSeq, a predicted model, not a curated record
CACACAAGUGCCAAAUGUAACCGUGCAUGCUUUCUCAGGACAAUUUGUGGUGAGGAAACUACUGUAAUAACAAGUUCCACUAAAGAUUAAAAUCUGUAACCUGUAUGGAGCUGUUUUAGAGCGCAUCACUGUGUACAUUAGCAAAGUGGUGUUGGAGCAGUAUUUAGACUAGCUAAUGUUAGCUGCUUGCUACUCAAAGUUGUGGAGGAAUGGACGUUACGUUAGUCAGUCUUGUAACGUUACCGCUAAAUAAAGAAGCUAUCUGACUGUUACGUUAUCUUAUCAAGUAAAUGCAAUAUAGCUUUGUAUGAAUGAUAAGUUAGACACUGCCCUGUCAGUUUAUGAGCUCACUGAAGCUAUUGUGUUGUAGCUACAGUAGCCUACCGGAAAGCAAUUGUUCAGAUAGGUCAUGGGCCCAAUGCUGAUACCCAACACAAGGGUUUGCUUGCAGCAUUUUAUCCCAGUUCUUUCAAGAAACAGUUUGAAUGGCUUGCACAAGUACGUGCCGGCGUGUUUUAAACUGGGAGGCUUGAGUACAUUUUCUACAAAGGACCUGAACAAACAUGGAGUCAUCAAAAGGAAAGAUUUCAAAUCAAAAGACUUUGUCAUCAAGGAAAAACCUGCUUUUCCCAAGUCGGUUUUCGCAGCUGGAACUGCUAGGCGGACUGCUGUGCUUAUGAAAUUGAAAGCUGGUAUAUCAGACUUAGAAGAACCAUCAGACAACAGUAGGAAAAUAAAUUACUUGGAGGUACCAGACCGACCUCUCACAGCUUCAGAGUGGAAGAGAUUAAAAGAAGAUAACGAGCGACCCGAUCGUUUUGAGAUUCGAAUGAUGGGGGGAAUAUUUAAGUCUAGUGCAGAUAUAAACAUUGCUAAAUCCCUCCUGGCAUACGUUGCUGUUGAUUCUGGUACGGUGGCAUAUGAAUUGCUGUUGCGGUACCUCACUUUGUGUGUCUAUGGUGGACACUGGGCUGAAAUGUACGACGUGUACGACAUCAUGAAGAGUCGGUUUCGGACGCUGGAUACUGGUGCUUAUAGUUUAUUGAUUAAAGGCUUUAGCAAGACAGAACGCUGGGAAGAGGCAUUGGUUCUUCUUGAGAACAUCAACAAGAUCAUCACGCCCUCUCCUCGAAAUUACUCAGACGUCAUUGCCGGUGCAGUACAACAUGGCAAUUUUGCCACUGCUUGGACACUGUAUAAUCAGCUCUUGGAGAAGGACAUUAUUCCUAACCAGGAUACCUGGAAGUAUCUGUUUGAAGCGGGUAUAGCUGACCACGAAAACGAUGAUAAGCUGUUGUCAAUAUUAGAGCAUAUGAGAGACAACCAAAUAUAUCCAGAGGUGACUUUGGCUAACAUCAUAAGAAAGUGGUUUGAAUGUCGCCCUGACCAGAAGUGGACUGGCAGGAUCUCUACUGUGAAACCAAGUGGAGUGUGUCAGAGCUGUCGCUCUCUCCUGGAGUCCAUACAACUGACUGAGGAAGACUAUGCUGAUCUGAGGGACAGUGUCAUGAAGAACGUGAUCGAGGGCAAAGACGUUUUCAAGAAGACCACCCCUGAGGAGCUGGAGAGUUUCAAGCACUUCGUCAGUAAGCGGCCACCGUUUGAUGUGGUGAUCGACGGACUCAACGUGGCCCACAGCCUGGGUAGAGUGAGCCAGUCUCAGACGCUGUUGGCUGUGGUCUCGGAGUUAAAUCAGCAAGGUCUCUCUAUCCUGGUACUGGGCAGGAAGCAUAUGUUGUUUUCCACCCAGAGUUGGAAUCGCCACCACAUGAACCAAAUUCAGCAAAAGGCGCACUGCUUCUUCACCGAGAAUAUAUCUGAAGAUGACCCAUUCCUCCUCUAUGCGGCACUGCACUCUGGUAACCACUGUAACUUUGUGAGCCGUGACCUCAUGCGGGACCACAAGGCCUGUCUGUCCAGUGGGCGAACCAGGCAGCUCUUCUUCAAGUGGCAGCGUGGACACCAAUUGGUCCUCUACAACUUUGUUCCUGGGAAGAAGGUCCGCUUUCGGAAAAUACAGAGUUAUGACACCAUCGCUCAGACCAGUGCAAACACCUGGCAUAUACCCUUUGACGAAGAAGGUACAGAGAGAAGUACAUAUGAAGUUCCCCAGAAGUGGUUGUGCCUUACCAGAUUAAAUUGACAAAUGCUCUGUAGUUAAUGUUUUGUGUUGCCUUCUUGUGUAUUACUACAAUAAAGUCUAGUUUGUUUUUCCA